Anolis sagrei ordinatus is the source of this 3186-nucleotide messenger RNA. RefSeq names its product sideroflexin 1 (gene SFXN1). Gene Ontology annotation, molecular function: monoatomic ion transmembrane transporter activity. The record is from RefSeq and is a predicted model, not a curated record. Gene Ontology annotation, cellular component: mitochondrial inner membrane. Gene Ontology annotation, biological process: serine import into mitochondrion; monoatomic ion transport. Lineage: Eukaryota; Metazoa; Chordata; Lepidosauria; Squamata; Anolidae.
CUCCUCCUCCUCCUCCUCCUCCUGGCCGGCGCUUGCUGCCUGCCUGCCUGCCUGGGACGGAGUGCAUGGUCUUCCGGCGGCUCCUCUCUGCGCCUCCCUUCUCUCGCUUGGCCGGCUUGGCCUGACCCGACGAGCCAGAAGCGGCAGGAGCGAGCGCGAAAAUGUCAUCGGACAUAUCAUUAGACAUCAACAUCAAAGAGCCUCGCUGGGAUCAAAGCACAUUUAUUGGACGAGCGAGCCAUUUCUUCACUGUGACUGAUCCAAGGAAUAUUUUGCUAUCCAAUGAACAGCUGGAAAAAGCAAGGAAAAUUGUUCAUGACUACAGGCAAGGUAUUGUGGCCCCCGGAUUGACAGAAGAUGAUCUUUGGAGGGCAAAAUAUAUCUAUGAUUCAGCCUUUCAUCCAGAUACUGGUGAAAAGAUGGUUUUGAUUGGUCGCAUGUCUGCUCAGGUGCCUAUGAACAUGACUAUUACAGGCUGCAUGAUGACUUUUUAUAGAACUACUCCAGCUGUGGUCUUCUGGCAGUGGAUUAACCAGUCGUUCAAUGCCAUUGUAAAUUAUACCAACAGAAGUGGAGAUGCUCCAAUUACUGUCAGCCAGCUGGGAACAGCCUAUGUUUCUGCUACCACAGGUGCUGUUGCAACUGCUCUAGGACUAAAUGCACUAACAAAGCAUGUCUCACCUCUUAUAGGACGUUUUGUUCCUUUUGCUGCUGUCGCUGCUGCUAACUGCAUCAAUAUCCCAUUAAUGAGACAAAGGGAACUAAAGUAUGGUAUUCCCAUUACAGACGAAAAUGGAAACCGACUGGGUGAAUCAUCCAAAGCUGCUCAACAGGCCAUAGUGCAGGUGGUUGUCUCGAGGAUCCUUAUGGCUGCUCCAGGCAUGGCCAUUCCCCCUUUCAUUAUGAAUUCUUUGGAAAAGAAAGCAUUUUUAAAGAUCAGCACAACUGACAGAGCCCUUCAGUGACCGCUCAGUGUUCUUUGACACCGUCAUGACUCUCUUUAUGUUUUCCUGCUCCUCCCUGCCCCCUCUCUGCCUCAAGGACUGUGAGUUCAGGUGAAUCAUUGCUCUUCAGUUAGUUAAUCAUAAAGACUUGGUAUUGAUCAGCCCUAACUCCAUUGAGCAAUGGACAGCACUUUUUAACAAGCAGUUUGUGCAUGUCAUCUUGAAGCUCAUCACUUGCCAAAACCAUGACACCAUCUGCAGUGUGCUUUAUUAAUGUGUUCAUUUAGUUCUUUCUCCACUGUUCCAGAUAACAAUUCUUGUUUGCUUUAACCCAUGUGCAAUGUUUUUGAAAGACUGAGAAGAAGAUGGAGAUUCUGUUUUAUGCCUACCUUUCUUUGAAACCUAUCAGAGAAGUACCAUCCUCCAUUUUCAUGAUUUAAGGCCACUCUGGAAGGCAAUUUUGAUAGCACUUCUUUAAUACCUACUUCAUCAGUUUAGCUAUAGAGCCUUUGCUGAGUCAUAAAAACUGUGGAGACUUAUGGCAAAAUGCUACAUUUAAAAAGUCACAGUGCAAAUAGGUAGGAAUAGUAAUAGUAUCCAUCCUGGGCUCUAUUUUAUCAUGCAGAUUGACAUAAUGUAACAACACUGGGGGGGGGUGCAGUCAAGAAAAAUAACGUAAAAUUCAGUAUCACCAUAUUCUUUUGUUCUCAUUCCUGGAUUUAAAGACAGUACAAAAGUCAUUUCUGGUUUAACUUUAUCAUAUCAAAGGUAGUAGUGAAAAGUGGAUCUUUGGGCAGAUUCACACUUCCUUCUGCAUAGCACCCAUAUGAAAGUCCAGACAUACAGAAUAUACAUGUCAGUUUCCAACAGUGUUUAUGUGGAAGUUUUCAACUACUGUGAACAAGCCUUAUAGGAACAAUGGAAUUGAAAAUACCACUGACCCGCUAGUUUAAAGCAUUCUUCUUUGCCUGGCUCCUAGUGUUCCCAAAUGUGGAAACGUAUGCAAGUGUGUCCACAAAUCGUAGCAUAUUGGAACAGUGUGAUGGGCAAGUGUAGGCUACAUAUAGGCAACUUGGAGGUUUAAAGGGUUGUUUGCUCAAAAAUGGCUUCUGGGAUGUGUGAAGGGCAUAUCUACCUUAGUUGAAGACUCUUGCCCCAGAAUGCUCUCUGUGGGUGGGUGACGAGAGAUAUUUCCAUAAUGUUUUGGGAGACCUUGGGGGAAGUCUUUUUUGAAACAGGAAGUGACUUCCACUCAUCUGCUGUUGAAAAAGGAAAGUGCAAAAAAAAACCAUGGUAAAAAUACAUGCUAUACCCUCUAGAGAAGGACAUUUUGGAGAGAGGGGGACUGUGGUGAGUGUGGCAAACAAUUUGUUGCUCCAAGGUCUGCUGGGGCAAGAUGUGAACCCAUGGCUUUCCACUUAACCAGCCUUGAUGUAAAGACCUAAAGUUGUCAUUUACCAUUGCACCCUAAAGGCAUUCCUUUAGGAAAACUCUUUUUCAUGCUACAAAUGUUCUAAUAAAUUUGAAAAAAUUGUUGAGUUCAUAACCAAUCCUGAGAAAUCCGCAGCUGAGUUCUCCUAUACUCUUACAUGCCUAACUAUAUAUUUUAGUUGCUUUGUUUAUGCUAUUAUUUAAAUCUUUAUAAACAAUUAAUUAAUUGAUUACUUUGUAUUUUGUCUCUUGCACUGUCAUGUGCACCCCAAUUGCAUGGAAGUUUGUGCAUGUGCACUUCCAUUAAAUUCUUUCACAGCAGUAAUAUUAUAGUCUAGCGCAGGGUCUGAUCUGUCAUUUUCUAAAAUUACAAACACUGCAUUGAUUUUAAUUGUUCUUGAAAAGCUUGAUAUGCCUUGUCAAUCUUUCAUUUAUUAUGUUUUAGAACAAAGUCUGACCCACUUUAGAGUUUUUGUAUCUCUUGAAGUGUUCUAUAUAAAUUUCCUCGCACUGAAAAGAAAGCAGUUGCUGCCAUAAUCAACUCCAUUCCUGAGAAUGGAAAAAAGUGGGACUGCUCCUACUUGAACUGAAGACCUCUGUUAGAUCUUUUUUUUUCCUCACUAAACCAUUUAGGCUGCACUCUCACCAGAGAAUAAGCCCCAUUGAACAAAGCUGGCUUACCUCUGGUAGAUGUAUAGUGUAACAGUAAAAUCCUAUACUUAAAAAUACAAGCUAGGAGACAGUAGGAGAUUGAAAUAACAUAAUGGCAUCUUUUUCUCCAACUAUAACUCCAGGUGCAGCUGGUGUAUAG